UUGGGCCUUUUCCCUUGCCGAUUCCACGUUUCUUUGCCUUCUCCUCUCGCUUCGUCCUACCUCAGACUGUCUGCCUGCGGUUACUGCUCCGUUGUUAUCACCCCAGCGCUCGCACUCGUUCAUUGGCAUUCGUUGUCGCACUUGGAGAUUGACCUAUACGAUUGUUGGCUCGGCGGAGGAUCAUAGCUCUCAGACACAGACCCCAGCACAUCUUCUGUCCAAUACACGUCCCCCUGGCUUUGUGUCAAAUUACCCUGCCGCACAACACGUACCCUCUACAAUCCGCUAUAACUCGACCAUCGAGUACGAUACCGCUUCCGCAUAAUCCAUACCACAACAACAACACCACCACCAGAACCGAACCACCGACCGAAUGGGCUUCAUGUGUUUCGGAAGUUCCAAGCAGGACGACCCGCAGGCGAGGAAGAAUGCCGACAUUGAGAAGCAGUUGAAGGUGGACCAGAAGAAGCAAGCGAAGGAGGUCAAGAUCCUGCUCUUGGGUGCGGGAGAGAGCGGCAAGUCCACAGUGCUCAAGCAGAUGCGCCUGAUCCACACAAAAGGCUUCUCACAGAGUGAACGCAGGCAAUGGAAGGUGACCAUCUUCAACAACCUGAUCCACGCCUUCCAAUGCAUUCAGGGCGCAAUGGAAGAGCACGAGGUCACCUUCGAGGACCCAAAGAACAUCAAGGCUAUGGAACUCGUUUGCUCAGAGCCAGAGAUUGGACAGGAUGACCCCAUGCCAUUGGACUGCAUGCACGCUUUCCAGAACUUGUGGGAUGAUGAUGGUGUACAGGGUGCCAUUGCAAAGGGCCAUGAGUAUGCGCUUCAUGACAACCUUGAAUACUACAUGAGCGACCUCAGCAGGCUGUUCGAGAAGAACUACGUUCCAGGAGAUCAGGACAUUCUGCGUGCGCGCCUUAGAACGACAGGUAUUAGCGAGACUGUCUUCGACACUGGUAACCUCACAUUCAAGAUGUUCGACGUCGGCGGUCAACGUUCGGAAAGAAAGAAGUGGAUCCACGUUUUCGACAACGUGCAGGUCGUGUUGUUCCUCGUGGCCAUCAGUGGAUUCGAUCAUGUUCUGGUCGAAGACAAGAAUGGAAACCAAAUGCACGAAGCGUUGAUGCUUUUCGAGUCCAUUGCCAACAGUCGCUACUUUGAGAAAUCUGGCCUGGUGCUGUUCCUCAACAAACUCGACCUCUUUACGGAAAAGGUCUCACAAGGACGAGGACGUAUUCGCGACCACUUCCCAGACUUCCAAGGCAGCAAUACAGAUGUGGCAGCUGGACAAAAGUUCUUUGCCGAUAAGUUCCGCAACCUGGUACGGGACCCUACCAAGGAGGUCUAUGUGCACGGUACUACAGCCACGGACACCAACCUGCUGGAAAAGACCAUGAAGAGCGUGCAGGACAUGAUCGUUCAACGCAACCUGCACUCAUUGAUGUUGUGAGUGGACGCUCUUUCGACUUGCUAUUCAAGAACACAAAAAGAAAAAAGAAAAACACCACACAAUUCCUGGAUCUUGCCUAUUGGACCAACCAGGUGGAUCCACUAUCCUUGAUUUUUCACUUCACGCACACUACCUCUACAUUCUGGUUCUCUUCUUCUACACAAACCACAGCCGAUUCUGAUUACGACAGUACCUGAGAACACAUCCAAGAGCACAGUUGCGAAGACGCUCGGUUGGAGAUCUGAUUUUAGGGACGGUCUGCUUUUUCUUAUUCACACGCUGCAUGUCGAGCGAUUGUUUAGGGAUAUCUCGACACAAGGGGUUGGAGUUUUCGGUGACUGUUUUUCUAUGGGAGGAUAUCCUUGUGCUUUGGGUUACCUUUUUGAGCUUUAUUUCGUUUCGACCACCGUCUUUUUCUAGCGAAGACAGAUUCAAGCGGUAUUUGAGCGCUGGCUAAGGCUAGAUUAAUUCGACGAAUUCUCUCUUCUC
Messenger RNA from Aureobasidium pullulans EXF-150, 1939 nucleotides. Its product is annotated as G-protein alpha subunit. Gene Ontology annotation, biological process: G protein-coupled receptor signaling pathway; Rho protein signal transduction. Bases 374 to 1450 code for a protein of 358 amino acids. The transcript has 4 exons. The record is from RefSeq and is a predicted model, not a curated record. NCBI's taxonomy places the organism in Eukaryota, Fungi, Ascomycota, Dothideomycetes, Dothideales, Saccotheciaceae. Gene Ontology annotation, molecular function: G-protein beta/gamma-subunit complex binding; GTPase activity; guanyl nucleotide binding. Gene Ontology annotation, cellular component: heterotrimeric G-protein complex.